UUCCGGCCCCCAGGGGGCAGCGCGGCGCCGUUGACGCGUUGACGCUGCCGUAAACAUCAGCAGAAGAAGCUAGCUAGCUACUGUAAACAAAGCUGAGCCGCCAGUCUGUUAAACAACUCAAAAACUGCUUAACGUGAAGAGAAGAUAUAAAUACUUCUACAUAACACUAAAUGCUCUGUAGACUCUGCCGGUCCGACAGCAGCAGUUUAGUCCGGCCCUGGAGCUGCCAUGACCCAGCCUGCAGUCUGACUGAAGGAUAAUGGCUGCAGAGCUGUUUCCCACCAAGAAGCUGGUCCCCUCCGCCUCAGCGAGCAGCACCACCUCCUCCAACAUCCAGCAGUACCAGCAGCAGAACCAGACCAACAACAACACCACCACCGCCUCUCAGGGCUGCUGCAGCUGGCAGGGCCUGUACCCGACCAUCCGAGAGAGGAAUUCAAUUAUGUUUAACAAUGAGACGAUGGCAGAUGUUCACUUUGUGGUCGGGCCGCCUGGGGGGACGCAGCGAGUACCAGGACAUAAGUACGUCCUCGCCGUCGGCAGCUCCGUGUUCCACGCCAUGUUUUAUGGAGAACUGGCCGAGGAUCAGGAAGAGAUCCGGAUCCCUGAUGUGGAGCCUCCAUCGUUCCUGGCCAUGCUGAAGUAUAUCUACUGUGAUGAGAUCGAGCUGUGCGCUGACACCGUGCUCGCCACACUCUACGCAGCGAAAAAGUACAUUGUGCCUCACCUGGCUCGGGCCUGUGUCAACUUCCUGGAGACCAGCCUGAGCGCCAAGAACGCCUGCGUGCUGCUGUCUCAGAGCUGCCUGUUCGAGGAGCCCGACUUGACGCAGCGCUGCUGGGAGGUGAUCGACGCUCAGGCCGAGCUCGCUCUGCGCUCCGAAGGCUUCUGCGACAUUGACACCCAGACGCUGGAGAGCAUCCUGCGGCGGGAGACGCUCAACGCCAAAGAGAUGGUUGUGUUCGAGGCGGCGCUGAACUGGGCCGAGGCGGAGUGUCAACGACAAGACCUGACACCGACUAUCGAGAACAGGCGUCUGGUGCUGGGGAAGGCCAUCUACCUGAUCCGCAUCCCCACCAUGGUGCUGGAGGACUUCGCCAACGGAGCGGCGCAGUCCGGUGUGCUCACGCUCAACGAGACCAACGACAUCUUCCUGUGGUACACCGCCGCCAACAAGCCUGAACUGUUGUUCUGCAGUAAACCUCGUAAAGGCCUGGCGCCGCAGCGCUGCCACCGCUUCCAGUCCUGCGCCUACAGGAGCAACCAGUGGAGGUACCGAGGCCGCUGCGACAGCAUCCAGUUCGCCGUGGACAAACGCGUCUUCAUCGCCGGCUUCGGCCUGUACGGCUCUAGCUGCGGUUCGGCCGAGUACAACGCCAAGAUCGAGCUGAAGCGUCAGGGCGUGUCGAUGGCCCAGAGGAUCAUCAAGUACUUCUCAGACGGCUCCAGCAGCACGUUCCCCGUGUCCUUCGACUACCCGGUGCAGAUCGAGCCCGACACCUUCUACACCGCCAGCGUGGUGCUGGACGGCAACGAGCUCAGCUACUUCGGCCAGGAGGGCAUGACAGAGGUGCAGUGUGGGAAAGUGACCUUCCAGUUCCAGUGCUCCUCGGACAGCACCAACGGCACCGGAGUGCAGGGUGGCCAGAUCCCCGAACUUAUCUUCUACGCCUGAGACGAGCAGCAGGGAGGACGCCGCAGAGAUUCCAGCUUCACUGCCAUGUGGACUUUUACUUUGAAAGUGUGGAGAUGCGUUCGAGGUGGGGGGGGGGG
Cottoperca gobio is the source of this 1773-nucleotide messenger RNA. RefSeq names its product BTB (POZ) domain containing 3a (gene btbd3a). The transcript has 5 exons. Gene Ontology annotation, molecular function: protein binding. The record is from RefSeq and is a predicted model, not a curated record. Gene Ontology annotation, biological process: cerebral cortex development; dendrite morphogenesis; neurogenesis. The coding region runs from base 260 to 1675 and encodes 471 amino acids. NCBI's taxonomy places the organism in Eukaryota, Metazoa, Chordata, Actinopteri, Perciformes, Bovichtidae. Gene Ontology annotation, cellular component: cytosol.